Lacerta agilis (Sand lizard) is the source of this 1613-nucleotide messenger RNA. RefSeq names its product N-acetylneuraminate pyruvate lyase (gene NPL). Bases 110 to 1036 code for a protein of 308 amino acids. The transcript has 12 exons. NCBI's taxonomy places the organism in Eukaryota, Metazoa, Chordata, Lepidosauria, Squamata, Lacertidae. The record is from RefSeq and is a predicted model, not a curated record. Gene Ontology annotation, biological process: N-acetylneuraminate catabolic process. Gene Ontology annotation, molecular function: N-acetylneuraminate lyase activity; 4-hydroxy-tetrahydrodipicolinate synthase activity.
GCAGCAGCAGCAGCAGCAGCAAAGCCGUGUGAUUCGUAGAAGCCGGUAGGAGAACUUCCUAGGCUAGGCCAGGGUUCUUCUCUUUCUUUGACUCCACCCCAACCGCUCUAUGGCAGCCCAGAAGAAACUGCAGGGUGUCGUGGCUGCCACUGUCACUCCAAUGACUCAGGAUGGAGAAAUCAACCUCUCUGUGAUUGGACAAUAUGUGGACUACCUGAUAAAUGAGCAAGGUGUGAAGAAUGUAUUUGUAAAUGGAACUACAGGAGAAGGCCUGUCCCUGAGCGUUCAGGAGAGGAAGCAGCUGGCAGAAGAGUGGGUGACUAAGGGCAAAGAUAAACUAGAUUACGUGAUUAUUCAUGUUGGCGCAUUCAGUUUACCAGAAGCAAAGGGACUGGCUAAGCAUGCAGCAGAAAUAGGAGCGGAUGGCAUAGCUGUCAUCGCCCCCUCUUUCUUCAAACAGGUGAAGAAAGAUGCUCUAGUUGCCUUCUUGCGGGAUGUUGCAUCUGAAGCCCCAGGCAUCCCAUUCUAUUAUUACCACAUCCCUCCCCUGACUGGUAUAAAAAUUAAUGCUGAAGAACUGCUAAAUGGGAUGAUAGAACAGAUCCCCACCUUUAAGGGGGUGAAGUUCAGUGAUAAAGACCUCCUGGAUUUUGGGCAGUGUGUGAAGAAAAAUGAUAGAGGCCAGUUUGUACUUCUGUAUGGUGUGGAUGAGCAACUCCUGGGUGCACUCGCUAUGGGAGCGACUGGGGCAGUUGGAAGCACCUAUAACUAUCUGGGCAAGGCAAAUAACUCAAUGCUGGAAGCUUUUGCCAAUGGAGACCUCUCCUUGGCACAAAAAUAUCAGUACUGUACCCAGGAAGUAAUCAGCUUUUUCAUUGCACAGGGCUUUGGCAUUGCAGAGACCAAAGCAAUCGUGACUCUGCUUUCAGGGAUACCCAUGGGUCCCCCACGACUUCCACUCUCAAGUGCCUCUGAGGAGUUCAUUGCCAACGUAAAACCCAAAUUGGAGAGCCUGAAGAACUGUUGCUACAGCUGACUUUAAGCAUCCAAUGUGGGCAUAGGAACAUGGGCCACGCAACUUGGUGAACAGGUCUCACUUGCAUACUUGAGAUGCAUCCUGACUGCACAGCUUCCACGAGGAAAUUACUCAAAGACUCCCUAACAGGGACCAUGCAUUGAUACCCUCUACGUUGUUGGACUCCAACUCCCAUUAGCUUCAGCCAACUUGGCCAGCGGUCAGGGAUGAUGGGAAUUGUAGUCUGAAAACAGCCGGAGACCGAAGUUUGGGAAACACUGAGCUAAAGCUAAAGCCAUCCUGCCAGGAGGUCCAAUCUUUAGUAAGCACCUAGAGGUGAUUCCUCAUGUGUAGAUCCAAUAGUGGGACUCAAGCCUCUUGCUUCAAAAUAAGUGCUUUCGAGGAAACAGGUCUACGGCUGGAGAUGAGGCCAGGAAGCCUCUCCACCCAUCGGGGAGCCUUAUACUGAGUCAGACCAUUGUUAACACUGAUUGGCAGUGGCUCUCCACUCCAGGGUUAUCCACUAUGUUUCAGAGGCUGUGACCGGAUCCUAUUAACCACAUGUGUUGGGAAUGCAAGUUUGUACAAACUUUCAGAA